Paramecium sonneborni is the source of this 2429-nucleotide messenger RNA. Lineage: Eukaryota; Ciliophora; Oligohymenophorea; Peniculida; Parameciidae. The record is from the annotation of a GenBank genome assembly.
AUGGAGGUCAAGAAAAAACCAGCUGUAGAUUUGCCAACUUCAGAAACAUUGAGUGUGUUAGAUCAAAAUGAACCUUAAAAUGGUAUAGAAGUAAUUUGUAGAAUUCGUCCUAAAUUUGUUUGUGAAAAUUAUGGUAUGAAUUAUGAGUUCAUUUUAGUAAAUUAUAUGAUUACCGAUAAAAGACUAGAUAUUUAUGAAACCAAUUAUGAUAAUGAGAUAUCUAAUUAAAAAACUUUCACUUUCUCUUAAAUCUAUGAUUAGAAUUCAACAUAGAGAAAUUUACAUCAAGAAUAUGUUAUUCCUAUGAUUAAAGACAUUUUCGAAAAAUGUAUAAAUUAUUUACUACAUUUUAGAAAAGGGAGCACUUGUUUUUACUUAUGGAGUUACAAAUUCUGGUAAAACAUAUACUAUUAUUGGUACUUAAGAAGCUCCUGGAAUUUUACCGCUAACAUUAUAAGCAUUAGACAAAAUAAAAACAGCAUUUCUAUUAAAUAAAACAACAAUUGAAAUUGAUGGGUAAGUAAUAAAAAUCGGAGAAUCUCCUUAUGAUGAUUAUUUCUUAAAAGACAUGAACUACACAUUUUAAUCUUUUGAAAUCUAUAAUGAAGAAAUAUAUGAUUUGUUAGCUAAUAAUAAAACUAAAUUGCAAAUAAAAGAAAUAUAUGAUAAAAAAUGUUAUGUAAAAGAUGCAGUGGAGAAAGAAAUAAAUAAUAAUCAACAAUUUAAAGAAUUUCUUCAAAAAGCCUUAACAAAUAGAUAAAUGGGUGAAACAACAUUAAAUAAUCAAUCAAGUAGAUCACAUACAGUUUUUAAAAUACAGAUAUCUUUUUUAUAUCAAUAAGAUCAAUAUACAAUUUAAAAAAAAUAAACAAUAUGUAUAGUUGAUUUAGCAGGGUCAGAAAGAGCAAAGAAAGCAGAAACUUAAGGUUCUUAACUUACAGAAGCUUGCAAUAUAAAUAAAUCUUUAUUAGUUUUAGGAAAAUGUUUAAAAUAAAUGAGAUAAAAUGAAUCUGAAUAAAAUAGUCGCAUUCCAUUUAGAGAAUGUAAAUUAACUAGAUUAUUGUGUGAAUAUUUUACAGAAGAAAACAGAAUAUUAAUGAUUGUAAAUGUUAGAUUAACUGGAGAUGAUAUUGAAGAAACAUUAAAAGUAUUGCAUUAUGGAGCCUUAAGUGUUAAUGUUAAUUUACUUAAAUCUAAAAUAUAUGAUAGUACAAUUUCUUACAAUUAAAGACUAUAAAUUAGUUAGGCAUAAUUAAUUACAAAUGAUUCCAAAUCAAAAAAAAUACCAAAAAGAAAUGCUAAAGAAAUUAUUAGAAGAGCUAAAAUGUUAGUUUAGAAUACUACUUAACAUAUGCUUUUUUAAUAAACUAUUUAAGAUUCAUUUGUUAAAGAUUUAAUAUCUACUGUUAAAUAAUAAUAAGCUAGAUUAAAGUAAUUUAGUGGAUUAGAUGAUGAAUUAUUUUAUCCUCCUAUUUUAGAAAGUGAUUAAAGAUUAUAAAAAUCCUUAGAUAAAAUAUAAUCUGAUAAAUCACGUUAAGCAUCUUUAGAUAUUUUAGAUAAUAAAGGAUGUGUUUAACAACCUCUUGUUAGCAAUUUUUAAAUUAAUAAUUCAAACCUUAAUAUUUAAGAAGAAAUUCCACUUAGAAAAUCUUAUAUUUAGGAAGAAUAGUAAAUUUUUAAUCAAUCUAAUAAAGAGGCACUUAUUGAUGAAAAUUCUUUCAUAAAUUAAAAGAAAUUAUCAUAAAUAUAAGAGGAAAAAUAAAAUAUUAAUUCCAUUAUAGAAUAACAUUUCAAUUCAUAUGAUGAAUAAGAAGAUUUAUUAAAUGGAUUUAAACAUCUAGAUCUAGAACAAAUUGAUGAAUAAACUGAUGAUAGUAAAUAAUAAUCUAAGUCUCAUUUUAUCAAAUCAAAAGAUAAUUAAGAAAAUGAUAUUAACUUUUUAAAUCAAUAUUCUCAUUAAAAUAUCUAAGAAGAUCUUAUUCAUUCUUCUAAUUAAAAAUUAGACAAAAAUCAUUUUGAUCAAGCAACUAACACAACACCGUAUGAUGAAAUGAAAAAAAAGCUUUUUGGCUAACUUUUUGAAUAAGAACUCUUAAAACAGUAUUUAUUUAUUUUAUUUAUUUAGUUAAGAGGAAAAGGAUAAAUUUAAAUAGGAAGUUAUGAAAAAAUUAUUUAAUGAUGAUGAUUUACAAAAUUUAAUUGAAAAGGAAAAUUAGGAAGAAUUAAUAAAUUUAGAAGAUUCAGCAAAAAAAUAAUAAUAAAGAAACUUAGAAAAGUUGAUAUCAAGCAAUCAUAAAAGUGAUUUAAAAGUUAUUAAUGAAUCUGAUUAAGAACAUGAUUCUUCAGGAGAAAAAAAACAACAACAGACUAAAAAUCUUCGUAAAAAAAAAAAGUAAACUAAAAAAAAAGGAAAAUCCAAAAAAAGAUGA